AUGAAGGGAACGUACGUAGCGCCGACAAACACAGACAUAGAAGCGAAGAAGCACGAGUACGCUCUCGUAGGCGUAAGAAUCCUAUCAAUAAUUGCAACCGCAACGUAUGUCUUACUUUUCAACUUCCUAAUAAACAACUUCUUAACAUUGGGGGAGGAAGAAAAGGAAAAUUAUGGCAUAAAAGAUGAGGAAAAAAACAUCCUGAAGGAUGACGAAAUUUUUACUAAUUAUUACAAAGCAUAUAGCAUAAUCAACAUUGUUUGUGGCUGCUUCCUAAUUCUUCUGAAUUUGUUGAAAAUAUUUUCAAGUUUUCGAGUAAAAUGUUUUUCAAUAAAUUUAUUUAACUGCAAGAAGUACAUAAGGUUCAUCAGCCUCCAUUUGGACAUAUUAUUUAUAUGUACCAUUUUUCUGCAAAACUUGGAAAAUCGAACUUUUUUCUGUAACAUCGAGAAUUAUAUGUACUGGUUUGAAGACUACAAUAAGCAGGGUUUGUUUCUCAACGCAGGACGUAAUUUAUGCAACAUGCAUAAUUAUGCAUUUGUAUUUCCAUCAAUUUUUAUAUUUCUCUCGAUGAUUGAAUUUAUCAACUUGUACUUGAAUACUGACAAAGCAUUUCGAAAAAAAUUCUGCCUAUUCUACAUAAAACUGUUUUCGGCAUAUUUAUACCUAGCAUUAUUUUAUAUAUUUAUAAAAACAAAAUCCUUUUUUAAAAAAAUUUUAUCAGAAUAUAAUGUUUACGAUUUGGACAAUUUUAGUGACACUGUUAAGAUAAUUAUUUAUUCAACUCAGAAACAUAAGAAUUAUUAUUUACACCUACUCAUCGUGAGCACCAUAAUUUCGGCCAUCCUGUUUUCCUUUUUGAGCUAUUACGAUUUGUAUGGAAUUUUAAGAUCAUGUAAAUUUUCCCUUCUUGUUAACAUUUUAACAAAUGCCUGCACAUUAAUUUUUGUACUUAGCCAAGUAUUAUAUUCCAGCUACUUACUUGAAGGAAACCUUUACUUCUGCUCUUAUGAGGAAUAUUUGCAGAUGACUCAGAUCCAUCAUGGCCACAAGAUUAUGAAUUCCAUUGCUCCAUCCAACACCACCGAAACCAAAUGGUUUUGCAACUUGAAUUCCUUUCUGUAUGUGUACUUAUCAAAUAACUUUAUCUGUUUGUUCACCUUCAUUGCGGAUCUUAUACUCUCCAUCUACAUGGUCUUUUCAGCCAAGUACGCCUCGAAGGCGGUGUGA
Molecule: messenger RNA, 1230 nt
Organism: Plasmodium knowlesi strain H
Lineage: Eukaryota; Apicomplexa; Aconoidasida; Haemosporida; Plasmodiidae
Product: conserved Plasmodium membrane protein, unknown function
Exons: 1
Coding region: 1-1230 (409 amino acids)
Source: RefSeq, a predicted model, not a curated record